Molecule: messenger RNA, 1026 nt
Organism: Saprolegnia parasitica CBS 223.65
Lineage: Eukaryota; Oomycota; Saprolegniomycetes; Saprolegniales; Saprolegniaceae
Exons: 3
Coding region: 1-1026 (341 amino acids)
Source: RefSeq, a predicted model, not a curated record
AUGGCCGUCGAGUCGCCCAUUUCCACGCUCGAUGGCCACGGGAAGCGGUCGUCUGUCAUCGUCUGGCGCAUGACGGACGAGCGCGAGUACAUGGAGAAGGACGACGUUGCCGUUGCCUCUGCUCGGCGGCGGCGUCUGCUCGUCGUCGUUGCCGGUCUCGUCCUCGUCGCGAUCGGUGUCACGACGACGCUGAUCGCGACAACCGGCACCAAAGAGGCCUCGACCGCCUCGGCGUUCGCACUGAGCUCCACCGGCAGCCCGGUGCCGGUCGUGCUGCCGCAAGACACCGAUAAGAACUCAGAGGCCUUUGCCGCGAUCGUCGGCACACUGCCGUCGACGACCGAGCCGCCCAACGGGUCGCAUCUGAUCGAGUCAAGCAUUUAUGGGACGCCAACACCGACAGUCAACGAAAUGGCAACCCCGGUACCGACCACCGAGACACCGGCCCCCACGACGGUGACACCGGCUCCGACCACUGAAACACCGACGCCGACGACGGUGACGCCGAAACCCACGACGACGACACCGCCCCCCGCCCCCCGUGUCCCCAAGAAUGCGAUCCGCGUCCAAAACAACUGCGGCAAGGACAUUGAGCUCAUGUACAUUUUGCGGGUGGGCGACAAGCACCCGGUCUAUUACGAGCCGAUCAAGAAGGGCGGGUACUACGACAUUCACGGCAGCCGGUACGAUGGCGGCACCCUCCGCGUCGGGCGGUCCGAGAGCGCGACACUCUUUGAGUUUAGCCAUGACCGCGGCAAGCACUGGUACGACAUUAGCGUCGUGCCACCGGGGUGCGACGAUGGCCACCACUCGUGGAAAGAGUGCAUGGAGUACAACCGCUGGCGCACGGGCUUCAACGUGCCAAUGAAGGUCGAGGUGCAAUCGUACACCAACCACCAAGGGUUUCGGUGCCGCAACCUCGAGUGUCACCACGAGCAGUGCCCCGAUGGCUUUUUGUACCCGGCCGACAACCUCAAAAACAUGGACUGCCCAUACGACGAGUCGUUUCUUGUCACAGUGUGCUAA